This is a messenger RNA of Penicillium olsonii, 906 nucleotides long. The record is from the annotation of a GenBank genome assembly. Lineage: Eukaryota; Fungi; Ascomycota; Eurotiomycetes; Eurotiales; Aspergillaceae.
AUGUAUCUCGAACCACUCCAACGCGACGGCUUCGUCGUCGUCCGCAACCUCCUCACCCCAGAAGAAGUAACCCACUACCGACAAAUCGCCACAGAAGCAACAACCCUCACCCGAGCCGGGACCUGGCCGCACUUCCGCACCGUCCCCAAACAAUUCCCCCCAUGGCCCAGCAACCCACCACCAGCCAGCGAGGGCGGCAUCUGGGGCGUCCAGCACCUCCUGCACCCCGAAAUGCCCGGCCGCGCCGCCUUCGCCAGCUGCUACUUCUCAGCCUCCAUCCUAGCCGUCGCGGAAGAGCUGAUGGGCACGAAUAGCCGAGACAACGAACCACUCGUCAUGGAAUUAUUCAAUUUACUCGUUGCACCGGAGACGAAGGAUUUCGAGCUCCGCUGGCAUCGGGACGAUAUCUCCGAGCAUGCGACUGCUGAAGAGGAAAUCGAGCAGUUGGCUGCUAAGGCGCCAGGAGGCCGACAGUCGCAUUGUCAGUAUAAUCUGGCUUUGUGUCCUGAUGCGUCGCUGAUUGUGGUGCCGGGGACUCAUGCGCGGGCGCGCACGCAGACGGAGCGCGAGGCGGAUCCGUAUGCGCCUUUCUUGCCGGGUCAGUUGGUUGUGGAACUGGGGCCUGGGGAUGCGGUGUUUUAUAAUAGUAAUAUCUUGCAUCGGGGGGUGUAUAAGGGGAAGGAGGAGGGUGGGGAAGAGACUAGACUGACGUUGCAUGGAAGCAUUGGGUUGAAGGGGGAUGAGAAGAAGAAGGUGAGGGCUACGGCGGUCUUGCAGCAUGGUGUUGGGGCUUGGGUGCAUCGGGAGGAUGCGGCCUUUGGGCUGGGGGAGAGGCCGGAGAAGAUGAGGGCGAAUCUGGUUGAGAUGGGGACUGGUGAUGAUGUUGGAUUUUCCCUGCAGGGAUAG